Clonostachys solani is the source of this 627-nucleotide messenger RNA. Lineage: Eukaryota; Fungi; Ascomycota; Sordariomycetes; Hypocreales; Bionectriaceae. The record is from the annotation of a GenBank genome assembly.
AUGACGCUCCCUUGCGACCUCGAAAUACACAGAUCUACAGCCAAUGCCGAAAACAAUAUCCGGAAUGAAUGGCUAGAACAAGGCACUGGGGAGACAAUUGGGGUCAUCGAACAUCCAGGCACAGAGGUGCCCGAGUUGGCAGAGCAGGCGAUUUUUUGGAUUGAGAAGAACCUCUGGAACAAGAAAUGGGACGACGAAUGGGCUCACAAGGUUCCAGAGGAGGAGGAGGGAGAACAAGCCGCGGCGCAAAUGGGGGGGCAAGCAGAGUACCUGCCCAACGACACACGACCACAAUGUCCUGAUGAUGGCACGCCUCGCAUCGACCGCCCAGCUGAAGGCAAUAAUGCUCACGACGGUGCUUUCCACAACUCAUUCGAAGCGGAGGAACAGCUCAAGACAACGAUCCAGUACCACGCAGGUCCAAGCCGAGCACCAAAGGAACAUACACUUGACAGCAAGGCCCAAGGCGCGGUCUUCCCGAACUUCAACAACCAACUUCAACCGCCAGAGGAGAGCCCCAGUAUAAGGAGGUUGCGCCUAACCACCUUUGAUAACAACGCCAGACAAGAUGAGAGGCCGUCGCGAGAGGACAGUCGAGGCUUUGGACCUGCGCCCAAGAAGAAUUGA